Molecule: messenger RNA, 582 nt
Organism: Penicillium nucicola
Lineage: Eukaryota; Fungi; Ascomycota; Eurotiomycetes; Eurotiales; Aspergillaceae
Exons: 1
Coding region: 1-582 (193 amino acids)
Source: RefSeq, a predicted model, not a curated record
AUGAGAACGUCCAUUUGGAUCAGCCUCACUGGGACUCUGGUGGCCGCCCAGGGAUACCCUGGAAACUACGGCUCCAGCGCACCUCCACUGGGUCCCAGUGACUGGGAGCGCACUCCGGUGUCAGUGUUCAACAAGGUUCUCAACACGCAGCCCGAUCCUGACUAUGAUCUCCUGAAAGAAUUGGUGACCUUUGAUUGCACGUACAUCUCGUUGACGUUCGACAAUCCCACACUGCAUGGAAUAAUGCCUUGGGCGGGCACGCACAGCCAUGUGGGACCGCAGGCCUUCAUCGACAUCUUCACCCGCGUCGGUCUGUAUUGGGACCGCGGGCCAUUCUCCAUUGAUCACAUCUUUGGAGAUGAAGGAAAUGUCACCGCAUGGGGCUCAUUCACAGCCACGUCACGCCUCCUCGGGAAGACAGUCAUUUCGCCGUGGGCUGCACGGGCGCGGGUGAACUCCGCCAACCAGAUCUUCGAGUUCCAGUGGAUGGAGGAUACUUUUACCACGGCCUCGUCUUUCGGAUCGGACAACAGUACUAAGUUGUUUUAUUCAAACCCCGAGGGCGGCCACACCAGUGUCUAG